This is a messenger RNA of Staurois parvus, 339 nucleotides long. Lineage: Eukaryota; Metazoa; Chordata; Amphibia; Anura; Ranidae. The record is from the annotation of a GenBank genome assembly.
UGGGGCCCCUGGGCAAUAAGGGAUCAUGGGGCCCCUGUGUCCUUGCCCAAACUCAAAAAAGCGUAUGAAAAAGGUACCAGGGGCAUCUCAUGGGGCCCCAUACUGACCCCGGGCCCUCGGGCAGUGCCCGAGUUUCCAAAUGGUCAGUCCGCCCCUGUUCCUGAAUCGGAUCUCAUGCUGUUUGAAUACAUUUAUUUCUCAUUUGCAAGUUUCACUUUCAUAAUGCAGAGGAAGACAAGGUUCUCAGUACAGUACUCUGCAUCUUGUGCAAUAACUAUGGCCUGUCUUUGAGAAUUCAGCAUUUGCCAUAGUUAUUGUGUUGUCUCUGAUGCCACCUUG